Molecule: messenger RNA, 1644 nt
Organism: Gekko japonicus
Lineage: Eukaryota; Metazoa; Chordata; Lepidosauria; Squamata; Gekkonidae
Gene: CCDC183
Product: coiled-coil domain containing 183
Exons: 14
Coding region: 1-1644 (547 amino acids)
Source: RefSeq, a predicted model, not a curated record
AUGAAGUUCCAGAAGAAAAAAGACCUUAAGCAGCAGAUUCACCAAAUGCGGAAAAUUAUAGCUGUCCAAGAGCAAGGGAAGAAACUUUUUGCCCAGUCAACCCAGGAGGCUAUCGGUAAGAACAGAGACCUGAUCAGAUUUCUGCUUGCGACUGCAAGGGAUGGGAUGCAGGAUCUGAACCUCGCAAUCAAGUAUGACCAAGUGACGAUCAGCCGGGCUUGCCGAGAUCGGAAGCACCUCAAAAUAUUUUUGUCCAAUGAAACCAUGGAGAAAGCCCGACAGCUUCUGAGUGCUUACGUCUUUGAUCGGAUAAACGUGCAUAACCUCUUGCUGUAUGAAGUGAAGAGGAGGGGGGAGCUCCUACAAGAGAUGCAGCUGAGAUUGCAAAAGAUGACGGAGAUGGAAAAUGCCAGCCCUGAGAUCUUGGCCCAGAUGCAGAUAAUCCGUCAGCUGGAGAAUGACAUCGAGAAGAUGCUUGUGAAAACUGGCACAGCACAGAAGGCCGAGGCCUUGUACCUGAAAAUGGUGGAUUUGCUGAGAGAUGAAGUGGCUCAGCUACCUCUUUUAUUGGACAGCCUGGAGCAUAUGGUGGAGGUCUACGAAGGGGAACUCAAAGGCAUGAAUCUGAUGGCCAUAGACACCACAGAAGCCAUGGAGGCUGCCAAGGCAGAGAUGGAGAAUACAGAGUCCGAGUUAAUUAUUGAGAAAAAGUUCAGAGACAAUUCACUCAGCACCCAGAAGAAACAGAUAGAAAGGAUCCGCACCAAGGAAGCCAGUGAGAGACACAAAAGGAUGCUUGGCCGGCGUGAUCUCACUAUGGAAUUUCCCUCCCUGGGGGGCUGGGAAACGUUGAGAGGUGGAAAACUGGAUGUUUCCAAGGCUCAGAUUGAGUACCACGGUCUGGUGACCAAUGAGGUGGAGAAGAUCAAGACUGCAGUCCAGUGCUCCCAUCUUUGGGAUAUUGCUGGGAGAUUCACAGCCCAGAAGAAGUCUGAGGAGAACCUGCAGCAGCAGAUUGCAGAAUGUGAGAAAAGACGCAGGGAUCUGAAGGCCCAGCUAAAGCAGCUGGAACUGGAGCAGGCAGAGCUGAAAUUCCACGAGACCCAGGGCUUCAUCAGCUUCAGUAAGCUGUCAAAGGACCUGCAAAAGAACCUGGAAAAAGAAGAAGCCAGACUCCAAGAAGUACAGGCCCGGGCAACCAAGCAUCAGGAGCUCCUCCUCCAUUUUGAAAACGGGGUUGAAAACCUCAUAAUGAGGCUCUGUGGCAUCACCGUUCCUGGCCAGGAAGAGAUCCGCAUGGACACUGGUGAUGUUUUUGACAAGCUGAAGUUCUGUGAAGUGAAGCUGAUGCACCUAUUAGAAACGUUUAAUACCAAGCCAAGUUUGGACUUCAGUCAAGAUGACACAAACGAGACUUUUGUAGGGGUCAGAAACUUUCUAGAGGAAAGUACCAGAGAUGAGCAUGUAAACCUGAGGAUCAGCUUUGAAGAGGACGAGGAAGAUGUCAGAGAGGUCUUCAACUUUGCUGACAUUGACCACAGUAUUGUGCCCAACCGGGAUGAGAUCAAGAAGCAAGGCUUAAAACUCAUUGAAGACAAGACUAAGGUCAUGAAGAAAAAGCAGAGAGGGCCCAAUAAAAAAUAG